Molecule: messenger RNA, 4098 nt
Organism: Fonsecaea erecta
Lineage: Eukaryota; Fungi; Ascomycota; Eurotiomycetes; Chaetothyriales; Herpotrichiellaceae
Exons: 1
Coding region: 1-4098 (1365 amino acids)
Source: RefSeq, a predicted model, not a curated record
AUGACUCCCAGAGUAUCUCGCAGCGACUCCAGGCCCCAGUUGCCUAGGACCGGUCAAUCUUCACAUGCUUCUUCCAAUUGGCAACCAAUAUUGGCCCCAUACUCGCGGCGACUAUCAAGCAUCGGGAGUACAACACAGCUGGAAGGGUUUGCUCCCAUCGCCUCUCCUCGCUCACGCCAGUCUCCGACUUCGAGGGGGAAUGUCCAUCUGCUGGCAGCGGCGAGAACUGGAGAGUCGCAUGGUCAGCUCGGACGCUCACGCUCGGCCAUCAAGAGACCCAAAUACAGCCGCAUGAAUCAUACAUCAGUCGAUCGAUUUAUUCCACCGGAACAUGGCUCGGCUGAGAUCCUCGAGCUACCUGAGAUCGACAGUGACAGCACGCCAGAGGAAGUCGAGAACAUUAUCGCACACAUGAUCGACUACUUGUUGAAAUGGACUAAUGGAGAGCUCGUCGAAGGACCAGCAACUAUCCUCCAAGAUAUCAAAGUUAUUCACGACUCGCUGCAAAACAUGUUGGAUCUGCCCGAAGACGUGAUCUCUUCCUCUCUGGUCCACAGCGCGCUCAGAACGCUCAGAAAACAGUACGAGGUAUUCGUCAGCUCUUGGGCACAGGCUGUUCACAGCGCCUUUAACGGCAAGCUCCAUCGUAUCGAAUCUCAGCUCAAGCGGCAUCCCGCGGCCUUAUCGGAGGCAGCAUUCACUUUUCUCAUGUCAGAUAUUCGCAAUGCUUGUUCGAACUACGCCUUACCGGCAUUGCUAGACUCUGCUCAAGACAACAGCCCGUUGCUUGUAUCUGAAGUUGCAGCAAAAAGGUUGUUGAACCGCAGCGUGCGGCUGCACGAAAUCUUUCAGAAUGCAACUUACGUUUCCGAACAACAGCAACUGUGGCUUCUGAUCUGGAGAGCCCUGAAGACUGUCUUCACUGCUUUUGAACAAGGAGGAGCCCCGACGUCUCCAACCAACACAGAGCGCGAUCGCAACUUCUUCAAGCUACCCGGAAUCUAUGGUGAACUCAAGCGGCUGAUCAGCUCACCAGACGCAGUCAAUCCCAGAAGUAUUGAAGAUAUGGUUGGAAAAUACUGCCGAUACAUUUAUAAAUGUCAAGUCGACCGAGGCAACAAAUAUGAAUCCCUCCAGCGACCGCGAGACACGCCUUUGGAAAGUCACACCAAGGAGGCAUUGAGAGAAUUCAUACAAACAGGCAAAUUUGAGAUCAGCACUCUCUCCAAAAUCCAUUUUGCAGUCGCACGAUUUAACGAGAUCAGCGGUGGCCCGGUCGAAGUCAGGAGAUGGCAGCAUGAUACUGGCAAUAGAGAAUGGGAGUUCAUCGCACUGGAUCUGCUGUCCCCUGCCUUGAAGCUCACUCCUGAGAGACGCCCGAGCUACUCGGAUGUUCCUUCGAGUGCACGACGACGCUCAUCCUUCGGAGAUGCAAUGCAGAGGUCACCGAAACGCUUGUUUCCCUUUCCCCGAGGCGUCAACAUGAAAAGCGCUUUUGACUAUGUUUUUUACCCUUUCCCCGAGACGCGUGCUCACGAAGUGGUCCAGCACGAGCAAAUUUCGAGAGAAAUGAGCCAACGCGGAAUCAUGUCGGAAGGUCCACGAGCCGAAUUUCUUAUAAAUCGACCUCCCCGUCAUGCUCGUGAUCCUGCUGAUCUUUCGGGGUCGGACAGGUGGUUCGGCCCGUUUGACUUGAUCCGCACGGCGAUACAGCGACUGUUUCCACAGAGACAGCGUGUACCUGAUGCCAAACGCCCAAAAAUAAACACCCUUCCUUCGCGUUGUUUACCAAGAUCAUCUGCAUUGAAACCACGCCCUCUCCCCAUUGACUCAAAAGCGAGGGUGCACAAGUCCACCUCUACAGCAGCCCCAAAACUCAGACUCCGAGGGGGAGGAGGCCCUCCACUGCAUCGAUCAGCAGCAUCCCUCAACGGAAAGCGUGCUUUCGAUCCAUUGGCAUAUCGGCGGAUGAUGAUGGCAAUCUUCCGAAGGGAACUGGAGACCGAGUAUGGUCGCAGCGUCACUUUCGAAGAACCCCGGAUGUUGCGUUUAUUGAAUUCCACAAGCUAUGACGUUCAGAAGGCUGUACAAUUAUACCAAAGUUCUAGCGGGGACAAAAGCGUUGGUUUCGCCAGAAAUACGGCCAACGAGCCACGCAGAUCCGUCCGCGCAGGCAAAGUUGUCUCUCAUCAAGCCGCGACCAAGAUGGAUCGACAUCGAAGACUCUUCAGACAGACGCCUGCCGGUGACAGUGCAGAGAUAUAUGCGUACCGAAUGAAUACUGUGGCUCAGCCCGUCUCUGGGCCAUUUGAAGCACUUCCGGCAGGAGAGUAUGGUGAUGAUGCCGACCAUAACUACGGCCACCGACAUUUCCAGAGACCAGUUCUGGGUGAGCUUCCUGUGGGUGCGGACGCUCGUGAUGAUGGGAGUGAUGAUGACCACAAUCACGACCACCAACUUUUACAAAGACCAGUGCUUGGUGAACUUCCCUUAUGUGUGGACCCUCAUGAUGGAGACGGGGGCGACGACAGUACUCAACACAGCUCCAAUCAAGAAAACCAUACGCCUGGGCCUCCCGACCCUCCUCAGCCUCCUCGCCGCUCUCCCUCUCCUGAACCUAUCCACUGGCGUUGUCACCCUUGCCCUGUAUUUGAGGGUCAGUAUCAUCACGUGUGUGUUUGUACCGGUGUUGUGAGCCCCAGGCCGACUCCGGAUUUUCCGAUCCAUGAAGAUGAGAACGCGGUUGAGAGACCGAACCUAGAUUCGAGUCCUCGCUCGACCAGUCGACAGAGGGGAAAUUCUGCAGGAGAUCAUGGGGGUCGACAAACUGGAAGUCGAGCUGGCAGUCAGGCUGGCAGUCAAGCUAGCCAUCAAGCUGAGGACCAAGCUGAGAAUCAGGCGCCUCGCCGACGACCACGAAGAGAAGAUGCACGAGAUGACGAUGGUCUUUAUGUGCAUGAAGUAUUUGCACGCGAUCCGGGCUACACUAACGCGCUGAGAGAUCUUGGGAGCGAUGGAGCCCUCUAUCAGGUUGUGACUGACAUAUUCUCCCCGCAGCCAAACUGGAUCACCAACCCCAGGUUACGGGAAAAGCUGUGUACAACACUCGACGCUCUGGUAACCGAAAUCAUGACGCUAAGGGACCAAUAUCUUGCGUUGCUGGAAGCGCCGGAGCCUUUUAUGGAAGCGGUCACAACAGGUGACGUUCGGGCGCCAAACCCAGAUGUUCCUGCCACCUUUAUGAUCUGUCAAAGAGCGACGAACGAAGUGAAGCAGCAUUAUGAUCGACUAUUUCAAUUCUUUGACGGAAACCAAUCGCGACCACACCUCGGGUUCCGUCGCCAGUUUAAUCGGCUUAUUGUCGCCGUGAGAGAGUUACGGCUUCUGUUUCUGGAGCACUGCCAGGCAGCAGUCGACGAUGGAAAUGUGGCAGGCAGUCAACAGCAGCCUGGUCGAGGAAGUAGACGGCCGAGUCAAGAGGACAAUCAAGAAGAGAGCAGCGACGAUACGCACACGGACUCCGAGGCGACUCUUUCCUCGGCCGAAACAGCACGGGUCGCCAGCGGCCGACCUCCAGCAAGACGCAUCAACGUUGUGCCGACUCGUGCACAGUACGAGCUGAUGUUUCUGGACGAACUGGAGCGCGAAAUGAGACAUCGCGGAUUCGCUAACGUGGCACAGACCCUGGGGAAGAACAGGUACAAGAAGGUCGAUGUGAUCGAUAAACUUAUGGAGUUCGACAGAGAAGGCACCCAUCUUGGGUCCGGCGCCGACAAUGGGUAUCGCCAUCUCAGCGGAUUGUUAACAGCCCGAACUCGACCGAAAGGAUUCAAUUUGGAAGACAUGAUCAGGCAGGGCGAUAUCACGCGGGUGAGGUUGAGACUCACGCUUAAGGCCGCGAGGAAGAGACAACGGCAAGAAGCGAGGAAUACCCGAGGGAUGCAUUCACCAGCGUCAGUGAGGCCGAGGGUGUCGCCGAAUCGACAGGCUCUUCCCGCUGGUGCUGCCCGCAGACCUAGGGCUGGCGUUCCCUCAAUCUCGAGCCAGAGUUCCGAGGAGUCAGACACGCCGAGUCCGGACUACCGAAAGGUGCGCUAG